This is a messenger RNA of Diaporthe amygdali, 1242 nucleotides long. RefSeq names its product pho85 cyclin-1. The coding region runs from base 1 to 1242 and encodes 413 amino acids. Gene Ontology annotation, biological process: regulation of cyclin-dependent protein serine/threonine kinase activity. The record is from RefSeq and is a predicted model, not a curated record. The transcript has a single exon. Gene Ontology annotation, cellular component: cyclin-dependent protein kinase holoenzyme complex; nucleus. NCBI's taxonomy places the organism in Eukaryota, Fungi, Ascomycota, Sordariomycetes, Diaporthales, Diaporthaceae. Gene Ontology annotation, molecular function: cyclin-dependent protein serine/threonine kinase regulator activity; protein kinase binding.
AUGGCAUCACAAAUACGAGCAUCUUCAACAUGCUCCACCCUCAGCAUCGACGAGCUCAACGCCGCGGCUCUGGACCACUUCAUCUACACGCCCGUGUCUAGGAGUAUGAUCUCAUACCUUGCCUCGGCAGCAUGCAGUGUCAUCCAGUGCGACCCGACGAUGAUGCCUCCACCACCAACCGCGGCACCGCAGAACUCCAGGUUACCACCUACGCCACCAAAGACCCCACCACCACGAGCCGUACCGGCAGAAGACGCUGGACUGCCAACUCUUGAGGAAUUCAUCACACAACUCGUCGUCUCCUCCAAUGUGCAGGUUCCGACACUGAUGUCAACCCUGGUCUACCUCAACCGCCUCCGAUCCCGCCUGCAACCCAUGGCCAAGGGCCUCCGCUGCACCACCCACAGGAUCUUCCUGGCCUCACUAAUUCUGGCAGCAAAGUACCUGAACGACAGCUCGCCCAAGAACAAGCACUGGGCUAACUACUCAGUGAUGCCUUGCGCGGGAUUCUCGUUUGGCUUCUCACGGACCGAGGUCAAUCUGAUGGAGAAGCAACUCCUCUUCCUGCUCGACUGGGAUCUGCGCAUCUCGGAGGAGGAUCUGUAUCGCGAGUUGGACCCAUUUCUGGCACCGCUCAGGGACGAUGUGGCUGCACGCCACGAGCGGAGGGUGCGCAGGAAAGCCGCACAGCAGGCUGCCAUCGCCGCGGAGGAGGAGCGGAGGCGCAGAGAGGAGGAGGAUGCUGCGGCGGCAGCAUGGCUCGCGGCGCAGACCGCCAGCAAGAACCUCUACGCUACGCCACCAUCGACGCCAGGCUCGAGGUCGAGGUCUUCCUCGAGGCAGAUGAGACAGGAGAGCCCCGACUCGCUGCCCGGACUGAGCAGCAGCUACGGAUCUCGAAGUAUUCACAGCUCUCACUCGUACGCAUCCUCACUUUCGUCGUCACGUGGUAGCGAGGCGACCACGCCGCUCUCAUCGGACGGCGAGGCGCCUUACAUCUACGACGGGAUGCUGCACACUGGCAGCCUCUACGAGCCGCCCGUCGAGAUCGUCUUCGAGCAGCCAAAGCAACACCAGAUGCUGCAGCCGCCCCCACAGGCCCUGACGAAGCAAAAGUCUCUGCUGCCCUACGAGAUCAGCCCCGAGGAGCUGAGGGACCUGCAGGAGGGCGGCAGCAGGGUCAAGAGGAUGAGAGGCAUGCUAGGCCGCGUGUUUGGCGGCUCGGGCGUCAGCGCGCGAUGA